This is a messenger RNA of Rhea pennata, 2886 nucleotides long. RefSeq names its product laeverin (gene LVRN). The record is from RefSeq and is a predicted model, not a curated record. Gene Ontology annotation, biological process: proteolysis; peptide catabolic process. NCBI's taxonomy places the organism in Eukaryota, Metazoa, Chordata, Aves, Rheiformes, Rheidae. Gene Ontology annotation, molecular function: zinc ion binding; metalloaminopeptidase activity; peptide binding. Gene Ontology annotation, cellular component: cytoplasm. The transcript is spliced from 20 exons. The coding region runs from base 1 to 2886 and encodes 961 amino acids.
AUGGGGCUCCGCACCGCCUCCGGCGUCUACCUGGGCCGUCGCGCCGCCGCCCUGCUGGCCGCGCUGCUCGUGGCGCUGCUGGCCGCGCUGCUGGCGCUCGCCGCCCUCUACGGCCGCUGCCGGCAGGAGGCGCCGCCGCCUCGGCGCUCGCCCGCCGCGGGGGCGUCGCCGCCGCUGCCGCCCGGAGGCAGCGGCUCGCCGGCGGCCGAGCGGCGCCUGCCGCCGCACCUGGUGCCGCUGCACUACGAGCUGGAGCUGUGGCCGCGCGUGCGGCCGGGGCAGGCGGCGCCCUUCGCCUUCAGCGGGCAGGUGAACAUCACGGUGCGCUGCCGCCAGGACACGGGCGCCGUGGUGCUGCACAGCGCCGGGCUGCGGAGCCGCGGCGCCGCCGUGCGCGGGCCGCUCGACGAGCCCGGCGCCGCCGUGGAGGUGGCGGCGCUGCGGCAGGAGGAGGCCGAGGAGCAGGUGGUGCUGGAGCUGCGCGGGCGGCUGCGCGCCGGGCGGCGCUACGUGCUGCAGCUCGCCUUCCAGGGCAGCCUGGCGGAGAACCUCAGCGGGCUCUUCCUCAUCCGCUACACGGACCGGGGCCGUAGCAGUAUGCUGAUUGCAUCCCACCUGGAACCAGCAUAUGCCAGGAUGGUUUAUCCAUGCUUUGAUGAACCGGCUAUGAAGGCCACGUUUAGUAUCAGAAUUGUCCAUGACCCAAGCUAUGUGGCUCUUUCCAACAUGCCUGCUAUUGAUGUUUCUGAAAUUAAGGAUGAAAAUGGAAGCCUGUGGACCGUUACUACAUUUAAUACUUCGCUGCAAAUGUCAACUUACAUAACUGCUUUUGUGAUUUGUGAUUUUGAUUAUGUCACCAGAACUGAGCGGGGAAACGAGAUACGUAUUUGGGCUCGGAAAGAGGCAGUUCAAAAUGGGUAUGUCGACUAUGCUUUAAAUAUCACAGGCCCAAUAUUUUCAUUCCUGGAAGACUUGCUUAAUAUCAGCUACCCUUUGGCAAAGACAGAUCUGAUUGCACUACCUGCUUGGGAAGGAGGUGCUAUGGAAAACUGGGGGCUAAUGACUUUCCAAGAAUCAUUAUUGAUGUACCUCCCAAGAGAUAAAUUCACAGACAGAAAGGCUAUGAUUGCCAUAACUGCAUCACAUGAGAUAGGACACCAGUGGUUUGGAAAUCUGGUUACUAUGAACUGGUGGAAUGAUCUGUGGCUUAAAGAAGGACUGGUAUCUUACUUUCAGUACCUGGGAGCUACUUUUAUUGAACCCAAGCUUUCACUGGAUCAAAUCCUUUAUGAUCGUGUUGUACAACCCACCUUAAAAGGGGACAGUGUAAUAGGAGUUCGAUCACUGUCAGCAAAUGAAGACAAGAUCAAAGGAUCAUUUUUCUUAACUACUCUAUUUGACUACAUCACGUAUGAUAAGGGGGCUUCCAUUACCUGGAUGCUUUCUAACUUUCUGACCGAGAAACUGUUUAUCAGAGCACUCAAUUCUUAUCUGAAAACAUUUUCUUAUUCAAAUGCUAACCAAGAUGAUCUGUGGACCCACAUACAAAUGGUUGUAGAUGCACAGGAUGAAGUUCAGUUGCCAGCAUCUGUAAAAAAAAUAAUGGAUUCCUGGACAUGCCAAAAUGGGUUUCCUGUUUUAACAUUAAAUCUAUCCACUGGCACAAUCAGUCAGGAACAAUUUCUUAAUAAAAAGAAUGAAAACAGUACUAAUUCUUACAAUAACACUUGGAUUGUUCCUAUUUCUUGGAUGAGAAAUGGAUCACCACAACCCUUACUGUGGCUUGAUAACAGCAGCAAAGUGUUUCCCGAAAUGCAAGUAUCGGAAUCAGAACAUGACUGGAUCCUGCUAAAUGUAAAUGUAUCUGGAUACUAUAGAGUUAAUUAUGAUCAAUUAAACUUAAAAAGAUUGGCACACUUGCUUGAAAAUGAUCCAAAGGCUAUUCCCGCUGUUAGCAGGCUCCAGCUGAUAAAUGAUGUUUUUGCUUUGAGAGAGUUUGGAUAUAUUCAGAUAGAAUCAGCACUUGAAUUAACAAAGUAUCUUGCCAAAGAAGAUGAAAUUGCUAUAUGGAAUGUGGUAUUAUUAAAUCUAGUACCAGAGAAUUCGGAGAGUACUCUGAAAAACUAUGAAGUUUAUCCACUUUUAAAGAAAUACCUUUUAAAGAGAAUGUUGCCUAUAUACCAUUAUUACACAAGUUUAAUUCGUCAAAAUAAUGAUGCUUUGGAAGAUGACUAUUUUGCUCAACUGUAUUUGGAAAAACUAUUUGCAACAGCAUGUUGGCUGGGGCUCCAAGACUGUUUGGAUCUGUCAUCUGAACUGUUUGCGAAGUGGAUGGACAGCCCUGAGUACAAUAUUCCCUCUUUAAUCAGAAGAACAGUCUGUUGCUAUGGUGUUGCAAUGGGAAGUGAUAAAGAAUGGAAUUUUGCAUGGGAAAUGUAUAACCAAACCAACUCUACAGAGGAAGAGAAAGACAUCCUGCUGUCUGCCUUGAGCUGUGCCAGAGAGUCAUGGUUACUUUACAGAUACUUGCAAUAUGGACUCAGUGAUACAUUAUUUUCUUCCAAUUGUAUUUCAAACAUUAUCUUACAUGUGGCGGCUAAGGAUAUUGGGCAGCGUAUAGCCUGGGAAUUUGUUACAGAGAAUUGGGCGCUUCUCAGUGAAAGGUGUGGGAAGGAAUUAUUGUAUUCUGUCUUAAAAGUAAUGGGAAGAUUUGUCAAUACAGAUAUACAGAUCCGAGAGUUGCAAGUUUUUUAUAAUACAACAUUGGAAGAGGAUGACGGGGUGACUACCACUCUACUACUGGAGUUUGCAAAAUUUGAAAAUGUAGAAAGGAGAGAACUUUUAACUGAAAUUGCUGAUUGGUUACAGAAAAACGUAGAUGAUUGA